This is a messenger RNA of Plodia interpunctella (Indianmeal moth), 3526 nucleotides long. Its product is annotated as 2-oxoglutarate dehydrogenase, mitochondrial-like. Gene Ontology annotation, molecular function: oxoglutarate dehydrogenase (succinyl-transferring) activity; thiamine pyrophosphate binding. Gene Ontology annotation, biological process: tricarboxylic acid cycle. NCBI's taxonomy places the organism in Eukaryota, Metazoa, Arthropoda, Insecta, Lepidoptera, Pyralidae. The transcript is spliced from 21 exons. Bases 459 to 3470 code for a protein of 1003 amino acids. Gene Ontology annotation, cellular component: oxoglutarate dehydrogenase complex; mitochondrion. The record is from RefSeq and is a predicted model, not a curated record.
UAUUUAUAAAAUAGGAUAAUUAAGUUGAUUACUGUGUAUUGUACAAUUUAAUAAACACUAAUGAUAGACCGCGGCGUUCAAAACGCUCGUGAAAUUCACCCGCCAACGUUUGAAUGCGUCGCAUUCGCCCUUUCAUCUGUGUCGAAAAAUCGACACUCAACUGGAUUAUAAACAAGCGUUCACAAGCUCACGCAAGCCAAGCUAAACGCCGACUUCUGCUUGUGGAUGUUUGCCGAGGUUUUGUCAGCGUGUAAAGAGAGGCACCAUUCGGAAACUUCAAAAACUUUUUUCAGAAUCUUCUAGCAAUGUCAUUUUUACAAAAAAAUCUUAUUUUAUACUUCAACAUUUUGUACAAUAUUUUUAGAACAUAUUUUUAUUGUAAACUCUAAGAAAAUUAAGUAAUUUAAAUAAUAAAUGUAAUGAAAAUCAAUAGCUGAAGUCUUUCGGUAAGAAUUAAGAUGUCCGUGUUUAGGCCAAUAAAUUUAUUGAAAAUAUCUCAACAGACUGUGCAGCUAUGGAAUCCAGGGAGUAUGUUGAAACUCCAGUCGUCAUUGUCUUCAAGGGCAGAGUCCUUCCUGACGGGAGAUAGCGCCAACUUUCUGGAGGCGCAGUACUUGGACUGGGCCAAGUCUAAGGGAGCUAUAGAUUCUUCUUGGGACGGGUUUUACGACAGCGUUGCAGGGCCGGCCCUGAAAAUCGAAGACUUUCAAGAUGACUUUAGUCCCUCCACUGUCAAAGGCAAAUCGAAGGAAAAGGAAGGAAAAGGUGAUAACAAGGAAAGAAUCAAGCUUCAAAUGGCAGUACAGAAUCUUAUCAGGAGUUAUCAGUCUCGUGGCCACCUGCUGGCUAAGACGGACCCUCUCGGGCUGAAUCUGGCCGCCCGGUUCGUGGUCAAGUCCAAAGCGAAGCACGACACCAAAGGCAUAGAGUGCCACAUUGUGUCCAGGGAGUUGGGCUCGAUUCUUUGUGAGAAACACAUGGAUAUGGUUUUUGAGCUGCCAGAGAGGACUUUCAUUGGUGGCAAGGAGACCGCGCUCACUCUCAGGGAAAUCAUCGCCCGUCUAGAGCGCACAUACUGCGGGUCGAUAGGCGUGGAGUACAUGCACUGCUACGACCUGGACUCGCUGCAGUUCAUCAGGGAGCGCAUGGAGCUGCCCACCGCCUUCGACAAGACCGUUGAAGAGAAGAGGCUCAUCAUGAGGAGGCUCACCAAGGCUGUCUUCCUUGAAAAAUACUUCGCGACGAAAUGGCCGGCAGAAAAGCGCUUCGGUCUGGAAGGCGGCGAGAGCAUGAUCGUGAUGCUGGAGGAGAUCGUUGACACCAGCACCAGGCUCGGCGUGCAGUCUAUAGUCAUGGCCAUGCAGCAUAGAGGUCGCUUGAACAUGUUGGUGAAUGUAUGCCGGAAACAAUUGACGGAUAUUUUUGCGCAGUUCAAACCCAUGGAGCCAAAAGAACCUGGUUCAGGCGACAUCAAGUACCACUUGGGUACUUACAUCCACCGCUUCAUCCGCCGCACCAACAAGUACAUCAAGGUCUCCAUGAGCUGCAACCCCUCGCAUCUGGAGGUGGUCUCGCCGGUGGUGGUCGGGAAGACCAGGGCUGAGCAGUUCUGGAAGGGAGACAGCAACGGCGAUAAGGUUAUGGCCAUCAUCAUGCACGGCGACGCGGCGUUCUCCGGCCAGGGCGUGGUGUACGAGACCUUCACCAUGAGCAACCUGCCCAGCUUCACCACGCACGGCAGCAUCCACAUCGUGUGCAACAACCAGAUCGGCUACACCACCGAGCCGCGCUUCUCCCGCAGCUCGCCGUACUGCUCAGACAUAGCGAAGUGCGUGGACGCGCCGAUUCUGCACGUGAACGGGGACGACGCUGAGGCCGUGGCGCACGUGGCGCGCGUGGCCAUCAGCUACCGCUGCGAGUUCAAGAAGGACGUAGUCAUCGACUUCGUCUGCUACCGCCGCUUCGGCCACAGCGAGGAGGACGAGCCCAUGUUCACGCAGCCUUUUAUGUAUAAGAAGAUCAAGACUAUGAAGACAGUGGACAAGAUAUACGAAGCGCAACUGAGGGCAGAGGGCGUGAUAAACGACGCGGACAUCAAGCAUUGGGAGAAGGAGUACAUGGACACGCUGAACAAACACUUCGAGCUGGCCAAGAAGGUCACCAAGCUCAGCAUCAUGGACUGGAUCGACACGCCGUGGACCGGCUUCUUCGAGGCCAAAGAUCCUAAGAAGAUCGAGGAGACUGGCAUAUCCGAGGCGACAAUAUCCACGAUAUCGCAGCACUUCUGCAAGCCGCCGGAGCCCUGGGCCUUCGAGCUCCACAAGGGCAUCGGCAGGAUUCUACAGAACAGAGAGAAAAUGGUAAAGGAAGGGAUAGCAGACUGGGCCAUGGGGGAGGCGCUCGCGUACGGGUCUCUGCUGCGCGACGGCGUCCACAUCAGACUGACCGGCGAGGACGUCGAGAGGGGCACCAUGGCGCACAGGCACCACGUGUACCACCACCAGGGUGUAGAUGGCGCCACGUACCACGUGUUCGACCAGCUGUACCCCGACCAGGCGGUGUACAGUCUGCACAACAGCGCCCUCAGCGAAUUCGGGAUCCUGGGCUUCGAGGUGGGCUACUCGUACUCGAGCCCGAACCUGCUCACGAUCUGGGAGGCGCAGUACGGGGACUUCGCGGACACGGCGCAGCCCGUGUUCGACACGUUCAUAGCCAACGGCGAGAGCAAGUGGGUGGCGCAGUCUGGGCUCGUGGUGCAGCUGCCGCACGGGAUAGAUGGCGCUGGCCCGGAGCAUUCGUCGGGGCGCGUGGAGCGCUACCUGCAGCAGGCUGAUGAUGAUGAGGACAUCAUACCAGAUUUGGACGACCCUGAUUUUAUCGUGAAGCAGCUCCGCGCAUGCAACUGGAUCGUUGUGAACCUGACGACGCCGGCGAACUACUUCCACAUGAUCCGGCGGCAGCUGGCGACGCCCUUCCGCAAGCCGGUCAUCCUCAUGACGCCCAAGGUCGGCCUCAAGCACCCCUACUACCGCUCCCCCUUCGCGGACUUCAAGCUCGGGACCACCUUCCAGAGGGCUAUACCAGAAAGCGGCCCGGCUUCCCAGAAGCCCGAGGGCGUGAAAAAACUGCUUUUCGUUUCUGGCAAAGUGGCCAUCACCGUGGACGAGCUCCGCAAGGAGAAGAAACUGGAAGACCAGAUAGCGAUGUGCCGCAUCGAGCAGUUGUACCCGUUCCCUUACGACGUGGUGCUCCGCGAGUACUGCAAGUAUGAGAAGGCCAAGGUGUUCUUCUGCCAGGAGGAGCACAAAAACCAAGGCCCGUGGCCGUUCUGCGGCGUGCGGAUUUCGAAUUUGCUUGGAAAGAAAAUUGGGUGCAUAUCCCGACCUUCGAGCUCCGCGUCCGCGACGGGCAUCAAGUGGAUCCACGCGAAAGAGUUGAAAGAACUCAAAGAAAAGAUAAUUGCUUUGUGAAGUUUGCGAUUCAUUUUGUACAUAUGUUGGCUGUGAAUAAAUUGUUAGUGCUAAUA